Messenger RNA from Trichoderma aggressivum f. europaeum, 1644 nucleotides. RefSeq lists its product as uncharacterized. The record is from RefSeq and is a predicted model, not a curated record. Gene Ontology annotation, biological process: protein modification process; protein transport; endosome to lysosome transport. Bases 1 to 1644 code for a protein of 547 amino acids. Gene Ontology annotation, cellular component: ESCRT I complex. The transcript is spliced from 4 exons. NCBI's taxonomy places the organism in Eukaryota, Fungi, Ascomycota, Sordariomycetes, Hypocreales, Hypocreaceae. Gene Ontology annotation, molecular function: ubiquitin binding.
AUGCCUGUCCAACAGCAUGUGCUCAACUGGCUCUACAGCGUCCUGACAAGUGAAUAUCACGAUGUGAACCGCACCUACAACGACGUCGCCACCGUCCUCGCACGAUACCCAACCCUCGCUCCACGAACCGAUGUGCACACCUUCCCCAAUGGCGCCAGCGCCCUUCUGGUGCACUUGACCGGCACGAUCCCGGUCCUCUUCCGAGGCACCACAUACAGGUUUCCGGUUUCAAUAUGGGUGCCUCAUGCAUAUCCGCGCGAGGCACCGCUGGUUUAUGUGACGCCGACGGAGACGAUGAUGGUUCGCCCAGGCCAGCAUGUCGACCCCCAGGGCCAGGUCUAUCACCCAUAUCUAGCUGGCUGGGUCGACUUUUGGGAUAAAUCAAGCCUAGACGACUUUGUUUCCGUCUUGAGCGACGUAUUUGCAAAAGAGCCGCCAGUUAUCUCGCGCCAGCAGCCUCGAGCAACAACCCAAAGCCCGCCUCCCGCCCAAGAGCCACCCCCGAUCACGCCUCAUCCUCCAGAAAGGCCUCUAGCCUCGACAUCUUCGCCUGCUCAGCCGUAUCCCAACCAAGCAGAAUCUCGUCCACCACCCCCGCCCCCGAAACCUCACCAGGAAGCCCCUCGUCAGGAAGCCCCUCGCCAGGAAGCUCCUCACCAGGAUGUUCGCUCACCCCCGCCAAUUCCACCCCACCCCCAUCUCUCUUCUCCCAGUCCUCCUAGCUCUGGAGUACCUUCUAGAUAUGAAUCAGCCCCUCCUCUGCCGCCUCAACCUCAAACGUCUAGACCACCAUAUCAAAAUCACGCUCAGUCUCUGCCUCAGUAUUCAAACGCUCAAGGACCUAUCCCCCCUCAGUCUCCAUCUCAUGGUCACCCGCAGACUUUGCCACAGUUUCAACCAUUAGGAGCAACCCCUGGAUACAAUGGUCAAUUUAACACACAGGGUCAACUACCGCCACAGGCACAAUGGCAACCACCGCAGCAACAGGCGUGGGAUAGAUAUCCCCCUCCGCAACACCAGCAGCAACAGCCCCCUCAGCCCCAACCUCAACCUCCCCACCAGAAAUCGCCACCACCUCCGAACCUUCUUGAUGACGGGCUCAGUUUAGAUAUCAAACCACACACAAUUGAAGCCCCCCCUAUCCCUCCAAACCCCGAAAAGGAUGCUCUUCUCAGGCAGCUUGCCCAGACGCUGGCUUCUAUCCGGCAACGCAGUCGACAACAGAAUGAGUCCAGCAUGGCCGGGUUAGAGGCACAGCAGGCUGCGAUGCUGUCUGCCAUGUCGGCCAUACAAGCUGAGAUGGGCCAGCUUACACAGUUCACCAGCAUCAUCACUUCCAACGCGAAUAUUCUUCAUGAUGCUCUGCGCAAAGCAGAUGCCGUCAUUGAAGGAUCGAGGAACCACGUGGUCCCAGACAUCGAUGAGCUAUUAGUAGCCCCGACAGUAGUAUCGAACCAACUGUACAGGGUAGUGGCAGAAGAAAGAGCACUGGGCGACGCCAUAUUUAUGCUUGGCCGUGCGGUUGAGAGAGGUCGCAUAUCCCCCGCUGCGUUUGCGAAGAUGACGCGAUCUCUAGCGAGAGAAUGGUAUCUGAAGAAGGCUCUAGCACGCAAAAUUGCGCAAGGAAUGGGGCUUAUGGUAUGA